Messenger RNA from Zingiber officinale, 1323 nucleotides. RefSeq names its product short-chain dehydrogenase TIC 32 B, chloroplastic-like. The record is from RefSeq and is a predicted model, not a curated record. The transcript has 8 exons. Lineage: Eukaryota; Viridiplantae; Streptophyta; Magnoliopsida; Zingiberales; Zingiberaceae. Bases 153 to 1130 code for a protein of 325 amino acids.
CCUCCGCCCCCGCCGACUUCGAUUCCGCAGAGCUCUUUCAGUGCCCGGCGGAAUUGCCUAUAAAUAGAGACUCCCUUCCUCCACCUUCGUCUCAUCUCAACGCUCGACCUUGAUCCCCUUUCUUGCUCUCGUUCUUUCUCUUCGCAGGCGAAAUGGGAUACUUCAGGGAAGCUACCGGCAUCCGCGGGCCAAGCGGCUUCGGAUCCGCCUCCACUGCCGAGCAGGUCACCGAAGGCAUCGACGCAUCCGGCCUCACCGUCAUCAUCACCGGGGGAAGCAGUGGAAUCGGAGCGGAGACUGCAAGAGUGAUGGCUCUUAGAGGUGCUCAUGUUAUCAUUGGUGCUAGGAACACGGAGACUGCCAAUAGUGUGAAGCAGAGUAUUCUACAGAGCACUCCAUCUGCCAGAAUUGACAUCAUACCGCUUGAACUAAGCUCACAGAAGUCUGUACGAGACUUUGCUGACAAAUUUCUUUCGAUGAAUGUACCUCUCAAUGUCUUGAUAAACAAUGCCGGUGUUAUGUACUGUCCUUUCAAGCUUUCAGAGGAUGGUAUAGAGAUGCAGUUUGCCACGAAUCAUGUGGGUCACUUUUUGUUGACAAAUCUCCUGCUUCCGAAAAUUAAAAGCACAGCGGAUAAAACUGGGAUCGAAGGUCGUGUAGUGAACUUAUCUUCUGCAGCUCACCUCACGACAUACAGAGGAGGAAUAAGAUUCAACAAGAUCAGCGACAAGGCUGCAUACAAUGAUAAGUUGGCGUACGGGCAGUCCAAAUUGGCAAACAUAUUGCACGCUAAUGAGCUUGCUAGGCGCUUGAAGGAAGAGGGUGCGAAUGUCACGGCAAAUUCUGUUCAUCCUGGUCUUAUUAAGACAAACUUGGGAAGACACUCAACCAUCUUUGUCGCCGUGCUAAGGGCUACAACUUGUGUCUUGUGGAAGAGUAUACCUCAGGGAGCAGCAACUACAUGCUACGUUGCAUUGCAUCCGAGCAUGAAGGGGAUCAGUGGGAAAUACUUCGCCGACUGCAACAUCGAACAGACAACUGCCAAUGGUCGAAAUGAAUCAUUAGCGAGAAAGCUUUGGGAGUACAGUGAGACGCUAUUUAAGCGAACUCAGGGGCAAGUAAAAUUGUGAGUCUUGUUGUGCCUUUUAUAGGUUUAAUAUAAACUUUUCAGUUCCUGCCAUUAUGUAUUUUUGGAUCGCAAUGUGUUAUGUUUUAGUUGAUACUUUUGCAACAACGGUUGUUGUGUUGGUGCUGACGCAUACCUUGUAUUGUACCACUAUGUUCAUUUUUAAUGAAGUUCUAUUAAUGAGAAUAUUUGAUUGA